AUGUUCAGUCCGUCUGCCGCAUCGAGCGCAGUAUCUCUAGACGAACUUGCCGAGCUCGAGGACUCGAUCAGCGAGAUCCAGCGCAAGCCGUCUGCCGACGAAUUUGCACGGAUCAUGGGCGAGCUGAGCACGAAUCGGCGCAUGGCCAACGCAUCACGCACCUCUCUUAACCAUCGCCGGUCACACCAAAGCUUUGCAAGCAGCGACGAUGGGCGCAGCCUCAGCCGCCUCAGCAACGUGGACGACGACGCGUCGGUCACGAGUUCGCACCGCAUCGCCUGCUGCUGCGGCCAGGCGGCGUGCGACUCGUCGAAGCGCUUUAUGCAGCAGAUGCGCGAAUUGGAGUCGGAUCUGCAGCUUAGUGCGGAAAUUGGCCAGGCGCUCCUCCGGCGACAGGACACGAUCGUCAACAAGGCGCAGCAAGAGUCGGACGACCACGCGCAGCAGCGAGACCAGAUCCUCGCGCGGCUUACGCAGAGCAUCAAGGAGAACCAGGCACUGGAGCGCCAACUGACCCAAUCCAACUUUAACCUCGAGGCGGCCGACCAGAGCCACCAUGCUCUCCUCACCGAGCUCGAGGAAGUGCGCCAGCAGGUGCGCCAGCUGAAGCAGCACCGCCUCAAGGCUGUAAACCUCGAGACAAAGCUCGACUAUGCCAUGUCGGAGCUCGAGGACGUGCGCCACGAACUCGACACCGAGCGACAGCGUGCGCGUGCCGCCGAGGGACGCAGCCAGCAAGUGCUCGUGAAGCGGUGCACCGAGCUGACGGAUAUCCUCGAGCACGAGACGAGGCGGCUCACGGACCGCGACAUGCGCUCGUACGAAGGCAUGUACGAGCGCGUGAUCCUCCAGGCACCGGACGAGCAAAAAGACCUCCGCACCUUGGUCGACGACCACGCCGCGCUCCGCGACGAGAAUGCCAAGCUGCGUGCCAUGGUCAAAGGCGCCAACACGGAAGUCUCGCGUCUGCACAAAAUCGUCUCGGCGCGCACCGAGCACGAGCUGCUGCCCGAGGCGCAGAUGCACCGCAACCCCCCGGCGCCGCUCGAGCUGCCGAGCGACGAUGCGAGCGAGUCGACGGUCGCCGCGACCGAGUCCAAGUUCCUCACGGCGCGCAGUUCGAUGACGGUCGCGAGCAACGAGGCGGCGCGUGUCGCCUCGGGCUCGUCGCGCAGCGAGCCCUACUCGGAAAAGAGCCGGGAUGGGACGUCGGUCACCACCGCCUCGGUGCACUCUCGCCACGACGACAAGUUGAGCAACGAUGCGCACUCGAUGCAUACAUUUGGCUCGGACCGCGACUAUGAGACGCACGGCGCUACAGACACGCGCACCGCGCUCCUCAGCACGAUGCUUGAGUUUGUGCAGCGCACCUAUGCGAAGCUCCAGCAGGCGGACGUCGAUACGCUCUCCGCGCGGCUGCACCGGCAGAAGCUCGCCGGCGACGUUUCGCACCUGGCCCGCACGACGGUCCAGGCGUCGGUGCGCGACAUUGAAGGCAUCCGCGAGCACUUCCGGCGCCAACUCGAGCGGGAAGCACGCACGCUCGACCGUGCAGCACGCGACACGCCGGAUGCGAGUCUGGUGACGCGCCGCGACUUUUUCGCGAUGCUCAAGUUUUUGCGCGAAGUCCUCCUCGAGCUCGCCAAACUGCGGCGCGCGGUCAACGAUGUACAUAUCAACCCGGGCAACGCGUCGCGCAUUCUCCACGAGCAGCUCGAUGCAAGCAUGGACUAUGCGCCAAAAGGCUCAUGGAUUGCACGCAUGCUCAGCGGCGCGCUCUCGUCCGCCGAGGCGCCUGCUCCUCCGCCGUCUCCGUCGCCGGCGCCAAGCACACCGGCGGCCGAAUCGACCUUUUCGCGGCUGCUCGGCACCACAGCAUCGCCCCCCGCGUCGCCUGCGCCGAUGCCACGUCGCAGGCACGGCGCAGUGCCGAUUCACAUGACACCGCGCGCCUCGGCCGCCAAGCCGACCUCGGUCGCGGUCCAGGCUUGCGGUUCGCAGGCGACUGUCGCCGGCUCGCACUUCCCAGGCGCGCGCGGCUUUGUGCCCCGCUCCUCUGCGCUCGCACGCGGCGCGUCGCGCGAUCGGCCCGAGUUUACCCGCUCGAUGCGCGUCAUGGACGACGACCAGGUCAGUCUGCGCUACGGCGAAGUAUUUGAUCCUACGCGCUCGAUCCGCCCCCGUGCACGGGGAAUGAGCGACUCUUCGAUCCACAGUACCUUUCUUGAACACGGCGAGCGUGACGCGCCGCUCGACCGCGUCAUUACCGCGGCGACGCUCACGCUCGAGCCCGGACUGUAG
Molecule: messenger RNA, 2301 nt
Organism: Malassezia japonica
Lineage: Eukaryota; Fungi; Basidiomycota; Malasseziomycetes; Malasseziales; Malasseziaceae
Exons: 1
Coding region: 1-2301 (766 amino acids)
Source: RefSeq, a predicted model, not a curated record